CCAGAAACUGGGAAGAUAACAUUUUGCGCGAUAGCUGCUCUCCUUCUUAGAUAUUUUUUUGACUCUCGUCGGCGCGCCGCCCUCCCCCACUGUCGCCGGCGCCGCCGCCGCCGCCAGCCAUGCUUCUCCUCCAGAAACACAUCCUCCUUCUCUCUUUCCGUCCCCGCACCGCCACUACCCUCAUCUCUUUCCCCCACCGAUGCCUCUUCUCCAAUACCAGAUUCGCCACCACCACCGCCGCCGCCGUCGCAACGUCGGCUAGCCCUCUUACCUUCGCGGUGGAGGACUAUCUGGUCGCGUCCUGCCACCUCACCCCGAAGCAAGCCGUCAAGGCCUCCAAGGUACUCUCCCACCUCAAGUCCCCCUCCAGGCCCGAAGCAGUUCGCGCCUUCCUCUCCGACCUCGGCCUCUCUCACGCCGAUGUCGCCGCCGUCGUCGUCUACGACCCGCUCUUCCUCUGCUCCGAGGUCGACAAGACCCUCGCCCAGCGCCUCGCCGAGCUCCGGGACCUUGGGCUCUCCCCUUCCCAGAUCGCCCGCCUCGUCCUCGUCGACCCCGCCCGCUUCCGCCGCCCCACCAUCAUCUCCAAGCUCAAGUACUACGUCCCUCUCUUCGGCUCGUUCGAGACCCUCCUCCAGGCGCUCAAGAACAACUCCUACCUCCUCAGCUCCGACCUCGAGAAUGUGGUCAAGCCCAACGUGGCGCUCCUGCGAGAGUGCGGGCUAGGUGACUGCGAUAUUGUCAAGCUGUGCGUCCCUGUGCCGAGGCUGCUCACCACCAACCCGGAGCGCGUCAAGGAGAUGGUUGAGCGCGCUGAGGAUGUCGGUGUGCGCCGUGGCUCCGCCAUGUUCAGGCACGCGCUGCUGGCUGUCGCAUUCCUCAGUGAGGAGAAGAUUGCUGCUAAGGUGGAGUUCCUGAGGAAGACAUUCGGCUGGUCGGAAGCUGAGGUGGCCAUCGCCGUCGCAAAGCUACCAGUGGUGCUGAGGAACUCCCAGGACAGGCUGCAGCGCAUGGCGGAGUUCCUGAUGUACGAGGUUGGGUUAGAGCCUGAGUACAUUGCUCACAGGCCGGCAAUGCUUACUUACAGCCUAGAGGCCCGGCUCAAACCCCGGUACUAUGUUGUGAAGUUUCUUAAGGACAAUGGAUUGCUAAAGCGCGAACGAAGCUUCUAUACUGCAGCCCAGGUCAGCGAGAAGGUAUUUGUGGAGAAGUUCAUAAAUCCUCACAAGAAAGCUGCGCCUUGCCUUGCUGAAGACUAUGCUGCCACUCUCAAAGGGAAAGUGCCCACUAGAUUCAGAUUGCAGGAACCAAGAACAAGCUCUAACAGCAUUUGAAUGCUUAUUGCACUCCGGAGUUUUCAGUCUGGAGUCUGCACAGUAAGCUGCCAAGUCCUGUUUCUGUGUUGUUCCUCUAGCACUAUAACUGGAUGUUGGAUGUCUACUAUUGAAUGUGACUUACAGUUUUGGUA
Messenger RNA from Lolium perenne, 1468 nucleotides. RefSeq lists its product as uncharacterized. Gene Ontology annotation, molecular function: double-stranded DNA binding. Lineage: Eukaryota; Viridiplantae; Streptophyta; Magnoliopsida; Poales; Poaceae. Gene Ontology annotation, biological process: regulation of DNA-templated transcription. The record is from RefSeq and is a predicted model, not a curated record.